AUGGCAAUUUUCCUGCAGUGGAUCUUAGUUCGUUAUGUCUUUGUUUAUAGUUUUCACCGCGAGCAGAGACCAUUCUAUAGCCCGCAUUCUCAAGCUUUAAGUAUAGAGCCACCUUUGCAAGGAUCAAAUGUUCAACAAUUCGGUCCAGCACCUACAGACCAAAGGGGUCGGUAUGACUUCAACACUGUUGGAAACCCUGGACCUGUUACACCUAUAGGACACAGUGAUCAAUACAGCUCAAACCCGUUGCAAAAUUUUGAAGCUUUAACACUUGGAGGACCCAGUGAUCCGUAUGGAAGAAAUCUUGGCCCUUCCAUUCCAGGAGGAAAUUAUGGCUCUGCUGGACCAAGCACUUAUGGAAACCCUGGUCAAUUAACAUAUGGACAAUGCAAUGGCCAGUUAAGCUUUAAUCCUUUUGGAAAUAUUAGAAGCAAUCCUGGCAUCUUCACACCUCGAGGAAACAGUAGUUUUCCUUGCAAUGAUGGACAUCCUGGCCGUUUAACCUACGGAGAAUGUAGUGGUUGUGGUGGAUCCAGUUCUUAUGGGAAUCCUGGUCGUUUAACCUACGGAGAAUGCAGUGCAUCGCAUGGAAGAAAUCGUGGCCGUUCCAAGCAUAAAGGAAUUAAUGCAUCGCAUGGAAGAAAUCGUGGCCGUUCUAAGCCUAGAGGAAAUUAUCGUGAAAGCAGCAGUUCAAGCAGCAGCAGUUCUAGCAGCAAUUCAAACAGCAGAUACAGCAACAGUGACAGCGAUGACAGUUAUACAGACUAUAGUGUUAUCUUGUCCUUUUAACUAAUGUUAGAAUUAAACAAUAGUUGAAAGUCUUACUCCAAUUAUAUGUUACGUUAAAUAAAUGCUUUAAAUCUAGUUGAUAACACUAUGGACUCUUUCUUCAAUCAAAUAUAUUGUAUUGACAAACAUGAAUGUCGUUUUCUAAAAUACUGGUACCUUGAUUUUUACAGAUACUUAACUUUUCUACUAAUAUUGGUCAAGUGAUUUAGAUAAGUGAAACACAUUGCCACUGUGGGGUUUAUUUUCACCAAAGGGGCCCAAGAACAUUCUAUAAAUCAUCGGAAUUUAUUUGUAACGUUCAAUUUAUUAAAAGAUAGGGACAGUCUUUUUUAUGAUUUAGACAUAUUAAUUUUUAUCCCUAACAUUUUCUAAGAGAAUGUGUUGUUUAAUGAACAUGAUAACAAUUAAUCAUUUGCAAAAAUAUUGUGAAUUCAGCUCAACUUGACAAUUAAAAUGUGAGCAUAUUGUCACUGUAAUUAUAGUAAGUUGCGGCUAGGACUGUGGUUUAUUUAUCGGAGAUGUUUACGGGAAAAGCUUUAAAUCCACAUUCGACUGAUAUUUUUCACAGACAUGAUCCGUGUUUGAGCAUCUUAAGAGAUUCCAAGAAUUAAAGUGCUAAGAAGCUAUAUCUGAUGUACACAGUGCUUAAGAAGUAACAAUUUGAACUAAGGUUUAUUCACGGGCUAACUCAAGAAGUUCUUAUUUACUUUUUAUUCUAAAAUUUAACAAGUUAUUUGUCUUGAGGAUAUGUUAAUAAUUAUUGUUAAGUAUUAUCAUUUUGAUUUUUUAUACCAUUGUGACUGAUAUAUAAUUUUUCUUUUAAAGUUUUAAAGAAGAUACAUUUUUGAUUGGUUGAACUUUAAGAUAAACAUAAUUGAUGAUAGGGAAAUCACCCAAUGAUAAAACAGAAUGAGUAUGAUAAAAAAAAAUAUUUUAUCGUGUUUACAGAUACAUUGAGAAAUUAAUGUUUUGAAUAAGGAGCAGUACACAAUAAAAUGACUAUUUUUACUUGUAUUUUGUUUCCAUUUACAAACAAAUUUUGAACGCAUAUUAAGUAUAAUUAUUCAAAUUACAAUUUGUUUCAUGCACACAUUUCUCCGAGGUGAUAUUUGAUAUAUUUGAUUACUGUAUUCAGCAUGUUAAAUUACUGUCUUUUGAAAUUAUUUUAAUAAACACGAAUAAAUCACCUAAACAUUUGCUUGCCAUACAGAAGUUGAACAGAACAAUAUACCGUGUAUUCUUUGCAAAAUUUUGACAUUAUUAACAGUACAUUUUGUUAUCAUUUUGACAGCUUCUUUUCGUUUUAUGUCUAUAACUUGUAUUUUUGUAUUAUGUUCUGUUUAAAUAAAGUUAAAGAUUGUAUAAUUAUCAAGUACAGAGUUGUUUCGCUAUUUAAAUUGAUCAUUUAAACAAGCGGAGAAGGAAACAUAUAAAGUUUUCAAUAAGUUAGAAAGAUGCAAAUAUUUUGGCAAUAAAACAAAUAAUUGUUGUUUAUUUUUAAACUAGUAAUUACUAAUGUAACUCGUACAAAAAGAUAUAACUCAAAGAUAAGUUAGGCUGAUGUAACAACUGACAUUGUUCACAACGAUUUAGAUUUAUUGUUAUUUUCUCACAAUGUAAUGUAGUUAAACUAAACAGAUAGUUCAUUUCCUAUGUGCCUUGGUUUAUCAAAAGUUACAUUUAUAAAAAUUAUAUUCUACGUUGCUUAAUGUUAACAAACAAUCUGAUAAUUGGUCAUACCAUUUUCAUUAAAAGAUGUUAAAAUAAUUUUCAUAUUCUAUUCAAAAUUUCUAUAUAAUUAACGAGUUGUGUCAGAAAUAAAUAUCGUAUGAUUGUGCUAUUCUCCACCUGAUUUGCGCUUUUCAAUUUUGGAUCAUUUCUUAUAAUUAGAAUAAUUGCUCUGGGAAAAAGGGGUGAGCGAUUGAUUUAUCACACAAUUUCUUUGUAUAGAAAUGGAAUAUUUUAAUAUCGAAACAUU
This is a messenger RNA of Ruditapes philippinarum (Manila clam), 2767 nucleotides long. Its product is annotated as pro-resilin-like. The record is from RefSeq and is a predicted model, not a curated record. The transcript is spliced from 14 exons. NCBI's taxonomy places the organism in Eukaryota, Metazoa, Mollusca, Bivalvia, Venerida, Veneridae. The coding region runs from base 1 to 789 and encodes 262 amino acids.